AUGUACUCGUUUGUUGGUUUGCUGGUCGCAUUUCUAGCGACCGCAACUUCUGCUCAACAUUUUCGACCACUUCUGCUACCACCACCACCGGCACCACGGAUUGGUGAAACGUAUUUCGCCUACCAACUAAAGAGCUUCCGUCAAGCUUUGGAUGAGUGUGCUGAAUAUUUAGCAGUUCACCCGGAAGCCAUCGAGCGGCUUAUUUCGUUCAACUACAUAACAAAUGAGCCAGAAUUGAGAUGCUUGAUUCGAUGCACUGGCAUCAAUUUGGGAUGGUGGAACGAUACGACCGGCGUUCAGAUUCCAAUUAUGGAGAGUUAUUUCUUGCCGGCUCCAGGAGAUACUUGCUUCGUUCGACGUACCAGGGAGUGUUUUGAUGCAAAAAUAGCACUAUGCCACGAUGACUGCUCGAAGGCUUACGAGUCGUUCUUGUGUUACUUCCAUCAUUACGGAAACCUCAAAUUUACUAACGAAUACGUUCCUUUGACUCCGCUGGAUGCAAUCCAGGCAGCCGUUGAUUGUAUAAAUGUUCUUCAAAUUCCGGGUGAGCUACUCGAACAAUACAGUAGGGGAGUGUUUCCAGAUUGUCAAGAAACUAAAUGUCUGUAUCGGUGUCAGUAUAUUGCCGAGGGUCUGUACGAUAGUAGACUUGGAUUUAACCUUCCUCGAAUCUACGCUCGCGAACAUGAGAUCCCAGAUCUGGAACUUCUAAGCGAGAACACGAAGGCAUGCACGGAGCUGGCAUUGCGAGACUCGUGUGAUGAGUGUACUAGAUUUUUCCGAGCCCAUAAAUGCUUCUCGAGAUGUGGUGUGAUAGAUCAUACCACUUCCGUGUUGGUGCAAGCGUCUUGGAUUGUACUCGGACAGCACACUUGUAGAAGGCAAAAUCCUUUCUAUUUGUUCCCACCGUACACCCCGCUGCAGUCUUACGCACCUUUGCAGUCGUUCGCUCCACGAUACAUUCUACCUCCGACGAGAGGUUGUAAGUUCGCUAAUAACUGA
Malaya genurostris is the source of this 1002-nucleotide messenger RNA. RefSeq lists its product as uncharacterized. Gene Ontology annotation, molecular function: odorant binding. The coding region runs from base 1 to 1002 and encodes 333 amino acids. NCBI's taxonomy places the organism in Eukaryota, Metazoa, Arthropoda, Insecta, Diptera, Culicidae. The record is from RefSeq and is a predicted model, not a curated record. The transcript has a single exon. Gene Ontology annotation, biological process: sensory perception of smell.